Molecule: messenger RNA, 1704 nt
Organism: Symbiodinium sp. CCMP2592
Lineage: Eukaryota; Dinophyceae; Suessiales; Symbiodiniaceae
Source: the annotation of a GenBank genome assembly
AUGCCGCCAGGUGAUGUGGCUGCGCCCUACAUGGGCCACCUGGGCGUGGGACCGUCCCUGGCGACGUUGAACAACAUCGCGGGGCCUAUCACCGGCUUCUUCACCGGGCCGAUCAUCGGAGCCAUGUCCGACCGGCUGACCUCCAAGUGGGGUCGCCGGCGUCCGAUCAUCCUUGGAGGACUGAUCUCAACCUGGAUCGCGGCCAUGCUGUUUACUUCCAGUGAGCAUCUCUUCUCCUCAACGACAGCCAAGAUCGGCUUCGCAGUUCCCAUGUACUGGGUCAUGGACGUGACCAUGAACGUUCUUCAGACCCCUCACCGUGCUCUUGUCUCCGACCUGGCCACAGAGGAGCAGCAAGUGCCGAUGCAGGUGGUGUUCGUCGUGAUUAUGUCGAUUGGGAACUUUCUCGGCUACUCCAUCAUGCAGAUCUACGACGUCCCCGUGGAGCACAUGUUCACGCUCGUGCUGAUGAUUUGCGGCUUGAACACGCUGUGCAUUGCCAUCCAGUUCAGUGUGGCCAAGGAGGUGCCUCUGAAGAAGGUGGAGGGCGAGAAGGGAGGCUGCUGUGCUCCAGUCUUGAACAUCCUGUCGUCAAUCCGAGGCAUGCCCUCUUUGCUCUACCACUUGGCCUUUGUUCAGUGCCUCGUGUGGAUCGGAAACACAGCCUGGCAGUACUACUCCGAGCAGUGGUUCGCGAUCUCUGUCUACCAAGGGGAUCAGCACGCACCUGCUGGAUCCGAAGCGAAGCUGAACUACGGACGAGGCGUCCAGGCCUUCUCCGAGGGAGGGCAGAUGCGCUCCGGCUUUCAGCUGCUGGCCGCGUUGGGGAUCAUCGCGCUGCUGCUCGGUACACGACUGCGCCCGCGCUUGAUGUACGCUCCGUGCAUUUAUGUCGGCGCGGUGGUUAGCUUCCUCGCUGGCUACGUCGUGGGCCACAAUGCCAUCCUGGUUUUCGUGACUUCGAUCAUGCCAGAGACCGGCUCCUUUGCGAUCCCCUUCGGGCUGGUGGCGACGCUGAACAAGCGUGCAGAGCAGGAGGGACUGAGCCAGUCGCCCUCUCCGGAGGUGCUGCUGCCUACCGCAAAGAAGGGUAAGAACAUGAAGGUAGUUGAGCUGGAGCCUCUGGAUGGAAGGUACAUCGGCUUCCUCAAGCCCGGGGCUGACGAAAGGAAAACCAUGAAAUGGUUCUUGGACGAGUACAUCGCUGUCGGCAACAGCUUGUGGGAAGCCGGCACUGAGAGCGAGCUCGUCAAGAAACUCAAGAAGGAGGCGAACGCCCAGGGAGCCAGGCCCAGCUUUCAGGGCUGGGCAAGCCCAGCAGACAGGUGGCUCAUAGACAAAGGUACGAUAGACAUGGCACUGAUCUCCGACGGUGCCCUUCAGCGGUUGCCGGCUUCCUUCCGUGAGGCAGCGAUGGGUGAGCUCCGUAGAGUUCUGAAGCCAGGAGGUCGUCUCUUUGCCGUGGCAUCUGACGAAGAUGAAGAGGCAUAUGCAGGCGACUGGGAGCAAGGGAUGAAGGGCUCCAUCUUCGACAAGGCUGGCUUCGAGCUGCAGGCCGCGAAGCAAGGCGAGUGCGGCCUCACCAUCGGUUAUUUCAGGAAAAAAGGCGUCCGAAGAAAGAAGCCGAAGUUGGCGAAGGCCUCCACCAAGUCCUUCGAUGUGGACCCUAACGAGCUGAGCGCCCUGCUGGGCGGUGAAGACUAG